Eurytemora carolleeae is the source of this 801-nucleotide messenger RNA. Its product is annotated as serine-aspartate repeat-containing protein C-like. The record is from RefSeq and is a predicted model, not a curated record. Lineage: Eukaryota; Metazoa; Arthropoda; Copepoda; Calanoida; Temoridae. The transcript has 2 exons. The annotation marks the transcript as partial.
CAUAAAGCAUGGACAUCUAAGAAGGAGAAAGCUGAAAAGCAUAUAAUACAAGGAGGAACAGCAAGAACAUCUAAGAAGGAGAAUGCUAAAAAGCAUAUAUUACAAGGAGGAACAGCAAGAACAUCUAAGAAUGAGAAUGCUAAAAAGCAUAUAUUACAAGGAGGAACAGCAAGAACAUCUAAGAAUGAGAAUGCUAAAAAGCAUAUAUUACAAGGAGGAACACCAAGAACAUCUAAGAAGGAGAAUGCUAAAAAGCAUAUAUUACAAGGUGGAACAGCAAGAACAUCUAAGAAGGAGAAAGCUAAAAGCAUAUAUUACAAGGAGGAACAGCAAGAACAUCUAAGAAAGAGAAUGCUAAAAAGCAUAUAUUACAAGGAGGAACAGCAAGAACAUCUAAGAAGGAGAAUGCUAAAAAGCAUAUUGUACAAGGAGGAACCGCAAGAACAUCUAACAAUGAGAAUAUUUAGAUCAAGACAUGACGAUUCAGAUUCAGAUAAUAAGGAUUCAGAUUCAGAUGAAGACCAUGACGAUUCAGAUAAUAAGGAUUCAGAUUCAGAUCAAGGCUAUGACGAUUCAGAUAAUAAGGAUUCAGAUUCAGAUCAAGGCUAUGACGAUUCAGAUUCAGAUAAUAAGGAUUCAGAUUCAGUUCAAGACCAUGACGAUUCAGACUUAGAUAAUAAGGAUUCAGAUUCAGAUCAAGACCAUAACGAUUCAGAUAAUAAUGAUUCAGACCAUGACAAUUCAGAUUCAGGGGAUAAGGAUUCAUAUUCUGAUUCAGAUGAUAUAUUUGAACCUUAUUAG